Nannospalax galili (Upper Galilee mountains blind mole rat) is the source of this 8214-nucleotide messenger RNA. It is a transcript of the gene Pard3b, whose product is annotated as par-3 family cell polarity regulator beta. The transcript is spliced from 23 exons. The coding region runs from base 221 to 3835 and encodes 1204 amino acids. The record is from RefSeq and is a predicted model, not a curated record. Gene Ontology annotation, molecular function: phosphatidylinositol binding; protein binding. Gene Ontology annotation, cellular component: apical plasma membrane; adherens junction; apical junction complex. Gene Ontology annotation, biological process: cell adhesion; establishment of cell polarity; establishment or maintenance of epithelial cell apical/basal polarity. Lineage: Eukaryota; Metazoa; Chordata; Mammalia; Rodentia; Spalacidae.
AGCCACCGCCUGCAGCGGGCCGAGCCGCCGCGUCCCCGCGUCCCCGCGCCGGCUUCCCGCGCUUGGCCUCCCUGGGGGCUGCAGGGCGCCGCUGCGGGUCCCGGCCCCGAGGCCACACUCGGGACAGCGGCGCGGCGGCCUGGCUUCCCCCGCACCCAGGGCAGCGCCCGCUGGGCGGACACCUGUUCGGCCCGGCCUCGCGCCCUAGCCCAGGGCCAGGAUGAAAGUGACAGUGUGCUUCGGCCGGACUGGCAUUGUGGUGCCCUGCAAGGACGGGCAGCUGCGGGUCCGCGAGCUCACCCAGCAGGCACUGCAGCGCUAUCUGAAGACUCGCGACCAGGAUCCUGGAUACUGGGUGAAGAUUCAUCACUUAGAAUACACAGAUGGAGGAAUCCUGGAUCCAGAUGAUAUUUUGGCAGAUGUUGUUGAAGACAAAGAUAAGCUGAUUGCUGUGUUUGACGAACAAGAGCCACUCUGCAAGAUUGAGAGCCCCAGUGGAAACCCUGCGGAUCGGCAGAGCCCAGAUGCUUUUGAGUCAGAAGUGGCCACCCAACUGGCGGUGUUUAAACCAAUUGGUGGGGAAAUCGAAGUAACCCCGUCUGCUCUUAAAUUAGGCACUCCACUGCUGGUGAGGAGAAGCAGUGACCCAGCACCAGGGCCACCUGCUGAUGCCCAGCCAAGCACUGCAAGCCCCAGUAGCCAGAGUUUGAAACCUGUUGUUCAAGAUUCCAUACAGAACGUGGAAAACAGAGAAGUUAUGAAUGGUGAACAGACAGAGCUACUAGUGCUGCCGAGAACUAAGGCAGCAUUGAGUCAUAUGACAAGAACAGUGGAGAUUUCUGGGGAAGGAGGACCCUUGGGAAUACAUGUGGUACCCUUCUUUUCAUCCCUGAGUGGAAGGGUUCUAGGACUCUUCAUCCGAGGCAUUGAAGAGAACAGCAGGUGCAAGGAUGAGGAACUCUUUCAGGAAAAUGAGUGUAUUGUAAAAAUCAACAAUGUGGAGCUCGUGGACAAAACCUUUGCUCAGGCUCAAGAUGUCUUCCGUCAGGCAAUGAAAUCCUCAAGUGUGAUCCUCCAUGUGCUUCCACCUCAAAACCGAGAACAAUAUGAAAAAUCAGUCAUUGGACCUCUGAACAUUUUUGAUAACAGUGAUGGAGUUUUAAGAACAAAGGUACAACCUCCAGUCCAUGGGAAAUCAGGACUAAAGACUAUAAACCUCUCGGGAACGAAUAGCCCUGAAGCAGAUGAGUUAACUUCCCUGCAACAAGGCAAGAGCCCCCGAGUUCCCAGACUAGGAAGAAAACCUUCCUCUCCCUCACUUUCCCCUCUCAUGGGAUUUGGCAGCAAGAAAAACGCAAAGAAAAUUAAGAUUGACCUAAAGAAAGGCCCUGAAGGACUUGGUUUCACUGUGGUUACCCGAGAUUCUUCUAUACAUGGUCCUGGUCCCAUUUUUGUAAAAAACAUUUUACCAAAGGGAGCAGCUAUAAAAGAUGGCCGUCUACAAUCAGGGGACAGAAUUUUGGAGGUAAAUGGCAAAGAUGUUACUGGCAGAACUCAGGAGGAGCUCGUGGCCAUGCUGAGGAGCACCAAGCAGGGAGAGACAGCAUCACUGGUUAUUGCUCGCCAAGAAGGGAAUUUCCUGCCCCGAGAGCUGAAAGGAGAACCUGACUGCUCCGCACUCUCCCUGGAGACAAGUGAGCAGCUCACCUUUGAGAUCCCCCUGAAUGAUUCUGGCUCUGCUGGCCUUGGGGUUAGCUUGAAAGGGAAUAAAUCCCGAGAAACUGGAACUGACUUGGGGAUUUUUAUCAAAUCCAUCAUCCAUGGAGGUGCUGCUUUUAAGGAUGGUCGCCUGCGAAUGAAUGACCAGCUGAUUGCAGUGAAUGGAGAAGCUCUUCUGGGAAAGUCCAACCAUGAAGCUAUGGAAACACUAAGGCGAUCCAUGUCCAUGGAGGGAAACAUUCGAGGGAUGAUCCAGCUGGUGAUUCUGAGGAGGCCAGAGAGGCCACUGGAGGAUCUUGCAGAGUGUGGGGCACUUUCCAAACCAUGCUUUGAGAACUGUCAAAAUGCUCUAAGCACCUCCAGACGAAACGGUAGUAGUGUAUUGCAUACGUUUGGCACUUACAGUCCAAAAGAUAAACAGAAAGACCCAUUGCUUCCCUCUGACAGAUGGGCUGAGAGUGAAGCACGACUAUCCCCUCCACCACAGUCCAGUCUGGAAUUAGGCCUUGAAGAUUACAACCACAGCUCUGGGGUGGAUUCGGCAGUAUAUUUUCCAGAUCAGCACAUCAAUUUCAGAUCCAUGACACCGGCCAGGCAGCCUGAAUCAAUUAAUCUGAAAGCCUCCAAGAGCAUGGACCUUGUGCCAGAUGAAAGCAAAGUUCAGUCAUUGGCUGAUCACCGAUCAGACUCUCCAAGCAAAGAUUUCGGUCCGACUUUGGGUUUGAAAAAGUCCAGUUCCUUGGAGAGUCUGCAGACUGCAGUGGCUGAAGUCAGGAAGAAUGAGCUACCCUUCCACAGGCCCCGGCCACACAUGGUGCGAGGCCGAGGCUGCAACGAGAGCUUCAGGGCAGCCAUUGACAAAUCGUAUGAUGGACCAGAAGAUGUGGAAGCCGAUGGUCUGUCUGAUAAGAGCUCUCACUCUGGCCAAGGAGCUCUGAAUUGUGAGUCCAUCCCUCAGGAGAACUCUGAGCUACAGGACGUGGAAAAUAAAGCCAGGAAAGUCAAGAAACACAAAGAGAAGGAGAAGAAAAAGGAAAAGGUCAAGUUGAAAGUCAAGGAGAAAAAGCGGAAAGAUGAAAAUGAAGACGUGGAGAGGAAAAUGAAGAGGAAGGGAUUCGGUGCCAUGCUGAGAUUUGGAAAGAAGAAGGAGGAGAAGAGUGGGAAGGUUGAGCAGACAGGGAUGCGGAAGCCCCAGAACCUGGCGGAAGAGGAGCUGGAAAGAAUGAAAGAAAGGGACUGGAUUGGAGCAAAACAUCAGGAGCUAAGGGAAAAGCAGACAAGAGGUCUUGUUGAUUAUGCCACUGGAGUGAUUGGAUCAGUGCACGACAUGGACGAUGAUGAAAUGGACCCCAAUUAUGCCAGAGUCAACCACUUUCGGGAACCAUGUGCAUCAGCAAAUGUCUUUAGAUCUCCAUCUCCUCCUCGGGUUGGACCACUCAGUUACCCUCGGGAUGGACGUCCACUGUCUCCAGAGAGAGACCACUUAGAGGGUCUCUAUGCCAAGGUCAACAAGCCAUAUCAUCCACCAGCUCCAGUUGACAGUGACCGUCCCUUGGGUGGAAACACGGACCGCAUCCAGAAGCUGCGGAAGGAAUACUAUCAGGCUCGGAGGGAAGGUUUCCCUUUGUAUGAGGAGGAGGAUGGAAGAAUGCGGCCGUCUGACUAUGACCUUCACUGGGUGUCUGGAAAAGGUCCAGAUGGGACCGUACACAACUUCCGCUUUGAGGGGAUGGAGCGACAGUAUGCUUCCUUACCCAGGGGAGGAUUAACAGAUCCUGUGGACUACCUGAUGGCAGCACCACGAGGGCUCUACAAGGAAAGAGAGAGCCCAUACUACCCAGGGGCCCAUCCCGUGCACCCCCCAAGAGGGAACUACCCCCGCCCCCCAGAUCUGAGGGUGGCAGAUCUCCGCUAUUCACAGUACUACCCACCCCCGCCAGUCCCCCAGCACAAAGGACCCUUCCGACAAGAUGUUCCACCUUCUCCACCUCAGCACCAGAGGGUGCCAGUCUAUCAGGAGAUGGGCAGAGCAGGGCCCCGAGGGGGCAGCCCUGAUCAGUACCCCUACCGUAACCAAGAUCCCAGGCAGAAGAAUCCCAUGACUGCAGCCGUAUAGCUGAACAUCACUAAGAUCUGUCAAGCAAGGAAGACAUCUAAUGCUAUCUUUGUCCUUGCUAGACCCUGGUUAAGAUCUCCAAGUUAAGAUGCACCAUGGUACAAAGUUGCUUUUGUUCACUGAGGAUAAAACACUUGACUGCUAAUCAAAGGGGCAUCUUUUUUUAGAGGGUUGGAGUUUGGGGGUGUAUAUUCCAAAGGAAUGAUGGGGUCAUAACAGUACUUCCUGAUACUUGAAAUGCUUGCAGAAUUGAUUAAUAAGAGUGGCAAUUGAUAACUAACAAUUAGUAGAGCUAUAUUACACAAUGGCCCUCUGGCUGGGUAACCUGUGCUGGUUAUCAACACAUACACACACACAUACACACACACACACACACACACACCCAGCAGAGGUGGCAGUACAGAGGUGAUGGUCUCAGCCAGGUCUAGUGGCCCAUUCAAUGGCUUAGUACCAGCUCCCUUCUUGGAGCUGUGAGGCCUGCAGUGUGACAGAGUAGAGAGCUGCAGAUGUUCAAAUCUGCGUAAGUACAGUUUUUUCUCAUUGAGAACAAAGGAACGGUAAAUACUACUAGUGACCUCUGAAACUUUUUAGACCUGAAAAAGGACUGCAUCUCUCUAUUUGUAGUCUUUCUCAGAUUCCUAACACUACUCAUUUGAUGCGAACGUGUCACAUUACUUGCUCUUGAUGUAAAAGUCAGUAGAAUAUGAAUACAGUAUUAGUGUCCUGGAAGGAUGCGCAAAGCUCAUGAGCGCUUCCAGAAGGAACAUGUUCCAAGAACCACAGUGAGCAGGGGAAGAGGGCUGAGUAUCCUGUCAUCCUUGCCUUCCUCUCUCCCAGGUCCAGGCAUGCUUACUUAGAGAUAGUCCAUUGCAGAAUCCUCCCCAAAUGCCUGUAAUUAUUCUGAGACCUCUACUUUAAGACUUCCACUUAAGGACUAAAGUAUACUUUGGGUAAAAAGAAAAGAGGGCCUGCUGGUCAGGCCACACAGAAACUAAUACCCUCAGGUUGCCUAUUCCAGGCUCAGUGCCAAAUGGUUCCCAUCUGCCCUUGGGGAGAGUAAGAACUAACCAUGGCCUUUAGAAACUGAUCUCUAGUAAGAAGUAGAUGGAAGUGAAUGAGAGAGUAUGUGUGUAUGUGUGUGUUCGAUCACGUGAUUACCAAUAUGGAAAAUUAAGAUAAAAACGGUGCCUGGAAGUUUGAUGAGGAAGGAGUCUGAAGAAGGGAAGGGGGAUGUUGCAUAGGGUUAAAUCAGUCUGCACCUGCUCUAGCUCAUUAACAAAUGUCAGGGCAAAGCCAAGGUCUCCACCUGGUUAAAAGGGGAAAAAAAUCUUAGGGUUUGAGAAGCUGAAAAUCCACUCUUGCUUUCUUUGAGCUUUUCUGUAAAACAGAACAUCUAAACCUUCCAACCUGACCCAAGUAGGAACACAAGCAAAAGAGUAGGGAACAGCACAACUUGAGCACAGCAUUCCGAGUUGUUCAGUGGCUGUUAAAAUACCUGAAGCCUUUUCACACUCCGGCACUCUCUCCCCCUAAAAGAUCUGAAGUUCAGUGUAGAUGUAUUUUGGCUGAGAGCAGAAUGCCUCUAACCAACAGGAUUUAAUGAAUUAUGGUAUUCUAGAAUACAGACAGUACCAUUCAGCCCAGUUUAGUCUUUUUUUUUAAUUUAAAAUUGAGCUUUGUUACCAAGAAUGAUGCAAUUGCUGGUUGUAUAUGUAAAUAGUAUUAUUUGCUGGACCCGGAGAGAGAUCAUUUUCUAAACCACAAUUACUGUGACCCUCUGAAAAACAGACUGUCAAGUUGCUGUUUGUCCUCUGCCAUCUCUCUUCAGCCAGGCACCCUUAGACCAUAUAUGUAAUUUGUUCAGUGAGGUGGAAGAUCUUGGGCUCUGCUCGCCAAGGUAUAAUGCCAGUAAGGUGUAGGGUCCCUGGCCAACAUGCUAAAAUUGCCUUUCCUUUAAGAUAAAAAAAAAAAAAACCCUGAAAGAAGAUAAUACAAUGAGGGAAAUGUAACUUUUGAGGGGAACAUAAAAAAAUCUAUUUUUAAGCCACUCAUGGUAGUACAUAGCUCAUCUAUAUUCCCACCACUCAAGAUGCUGAAGCAGGUAGACUGGAAGUUUGAGGCUACCUUGGGCUACAGAAUACAUUUAAGACCAGUCUGGACUAUAUAACAAGACCGUGUCUUUAAAAAAAAAAAAACUAUAUAUAUAUAUAUAUAUAUAUCACUGUUCAGUACGUUCCAUAUUUUAAUCAAAUUUCUAUAGAGCACUGGUGAUUCCAAAUCAGAAGUCUCCAUUUGAUGGAUGGCCAGGUGUAGUUCAAGAUGAUAACCGUGUGCUAUAGAAAAGUGGCCCUUGAAGAUGACUAUGUUUCCACCUCCAGCUUGAGUGCACAGUACAGGCUCCAGAUAACCAUUGUUGUUUAUGUUGUACACACAGUCAAUAAAAUAGUUACUAAUCCUAAGAGGCCUUCAGAGGUGUGAAGGUUCAAUUAAAGAGAACAAAAAAUAGAUGAUAACAGCUUUAUUUUCUUGCUUGAAGUAUAUACUACUGGCUCCAUUUGAUCCUGCCUUAAAGAACUAACAUUACAUUUGUGACAGAGGCUCCAUCAAGCCAAGCAACAGUUAAGAACAGCUCAGGUAGUAAGCUUUAUACAUGCCUGUACUAACCCUCCAAUUGUCACCUCUCCAAGGUUACAGGACACUUUCCUAGUGCUCCCAGAGAGCAGAUGGUUACUGGAAGUUCAGGCUAUGAUCAGCAGGUGCCCAGGAGAAAGAAAUAGCUCCCCGUGUAUUUAUGGCCUUGGAAAAACUCAGCCUGUGUCUCCUUGUAGUUUGGAAUUCUAACAGCCCUCUGGAACAGAUUGGUAUACUAAGAGGGCUACAAACCCUUUUAGUAGAUCAGCAACACCCACACUGCUUCUGAUCUGACUGCUGGGUCAUCAGUCCUCAAAGGCCCAUUUUUCUCCCUUUUUGUAUGAGGAAAGAUCAAAGAGAGCAGACUACUGAAGACUGUAGUCGCAGGAAAAUUCAGUCUUCCAAAAGAGAAAUACAUCCCAUUAGUCCGUCUCACCACUGGCCUGAGGUACCAUCCCUCUUGGUUUAAUAUUGUUUCCCUGAAAUAUCAAGCCAGUGGACGAAGCCAAGCUCAAAAACAGGAACAUUUUCUUCUUAAAGCAUGAUUUUAUAGGAAACAAAGCUUGGAGGAAAAUUACUCUGAAGCUCAUUAUUCUCAGUCUUUUAGAUACAUGUGUGUUGAAUCCACAGGAUAACAUAGAGCAAAGGUUUUAAAUUCAAGAGCGUGGUAGAGAUACAGAGACCUGUGAAAUUUCGCUAUGGCUUGAUUUUUGCUGCCAACUAAGUAAACUAAGAUCUGCUAUCUUAAAUUCUUGAACUGUAAAUCUACCUUCUGAAGGAAAUUCACCUGUAGCUUCAGGAGGAUGGGAAUGCUAGUGUCUCUGUUCCCUGACACACACAGAGAUCAAGACUAUAAAGAAUAAUUACUCCCCCUCACUAGUAACCAUGGCAUUUUGUUUGUUUGAUGUUUGGUUUUGGAGGAAUGUUGUAGCAUUACAGGAGAGUGGAGAGCUUGGUUUGGGAAAAAAAUGUGUGUCUGUAAAAUUCCCAUCAGCAUCACACUCAGAGACCCACAAUGAGUGGCUUUCAAACCGACAUUGAGUUGGAUAGAUACCCCACUGCUUCCUGAGUCCGUGUGAACAGAAAGUCCAAGUUUCAUGCAAUUAGGCAGGAGGAAAGGCAUUGGAAGUGUUUCUCUGCUCUCAGUUCAUACUAACUUUGGGUAGAAAGGAUGCUAUAGUGAGAUGGGAAAGGGGUGUCUCUGUUAGAUAUCCCUACAAAGUCACCUUUCUGAUAAAAAGAGGGGAAAACGUUAGAGAUCUAAAAUAAGCGUCGUCUCUCACAUGGAGCUGUGACUUCUAAGUGAAACUCUUUCUCCCUCAUGUCCUUAAAUAGUCAUACGGUCACACACAGCCUGACUUUUUAAGUGGGGUUUGGCUACUGGGCUCAGAGUGGGAAGUGAACUUGCCCAAACACUACUAACCCAUCUCCCGAUCCACUCUUCAGAAAGUGUUCAGUUCCAUCUGCACUGCUAUGGACUAUUGCAACAUAACACAAAACCUGUUGUUUAUGCCCUCACGUUUCUAGUCUUUCUUGUGCUUUAUGAUUACCAAGUCAUCUGUUCAUACAUUCUAAAGAUAAAUUAUAUGAAUCAUCUUUUGGCAAAUGGGGAUGGAGAGUGAAUUCUUUAACAAACUUUUUUAAAUGAUCCCAUUUAUAUCACAGAAGACAUUUUGGAUGUUAUAUAUGAGUAUAUAAAAUUUUCAUGUUUUAUUUUGCAUUAAAAUAAAGCUUUAUUCAGUCAGUGA